This is a messenger RNA of Dermochelys coriacea (leatherback sea turtle), 3284 nucleotides long. It is a transcript of the gene S1PR2, whose product is annotated as sphingosine-1-phosphate receptor 2. The record is from RefSeq and is a predicted model, not a curated record. Gene Ontology annotation, cellular component: membrane. The transcript is spliced from 2 exons. Lineage: Eukaryota; Metazoa; Chordata; Testudines; Dermochelyidae. Gene Ontology annotation, biological process: sphingosine-1-phosphate receptor signaling pathway. Gene Ontology annotation, molecular function: sphingosine-1-phosphate receptor activity. Bases 386 to 1438 code for a protein of 350 amino acids.
CCCCGCGCAGGGCAGGGUUAGUCCCGCUGCGCGCACCCGGGACUGGCGCUGGAGCUGGGCGCAGAGCCGGGAGCCCCGAGGCCCGGCCGGGCGGGGGGUGCUGGGGGGCCGGGCCAGGCCAGGCUCGGCUCGGCUCGGCUCGGCUCCGCUCCGCUCCUCCCGCCGGCGGCGCAGCCACAGCCCGCGGGAACCGAGGUGGCGAAUCGCUCCGGCUGCGCCUUGGCCACCUCUUCGCGGCGCGGCCGGCGGGAGGGACCCGGGCCGGAGCAGCAGCCGGGACGCCCCAGUGUGCACCCGCCCCCAGUGACGAUGCCAUGGCCUGCGACGCGUGACGCCGAGCUCCGGGGCCGGGCGGCACUGUGACCGGGGCGGCCCACGGGCAGCCAUGGGGAGCAUCUACAAGGAUUACUUCAACCCGCAGAAGAUCCAGGAGCACUACAACUACACCAAGGAGCUGACAGAGAGCCAGGUGACCCCGGGGCGCGUCCCCGUCUCCGUCACCAUUGUCAUCCUGUGCUGCCUUAUCGUGCUGGAGAACCUGCUGGUGCUGCUCUCCGUCUACCGCAACAAGAAGUUCCACUCGGCCAUGUUCAUCUUCAUCGGCAACUUGGCCUUCUCCGACCUGCUGGCCGGCCUGGCCUUCAUGGCCAACGUCUUGCUCUCGGGGCGCUACACCUUCUCUCUCAUGCCGGUGCAGUGGUUCGUGCGGGAGGGCACGGCCUUUGCCACCCUGGCGGCCUCGGUCCUCAGCCUGUUGGCCAUCGCCAUUGAGCGGCACGUGGCCAUCACCAAGGUGAAGCUGUACAGCAGCGACAAGAACUGCCGCAUGGUGCUGCUGAUUGGGGCCUGCUGGGUGAUCUCGGUGGCCAUCGGGGGCCUGCCCAUCAUGGGCUGGAACUGCAUGGGCCAGCUGGAGGACUGCUCCACCGUCCUGCCCCUCUACUCCAAGCGCUACAUCCUCUUCGUGGUCACCGUCUUCACCGCCAUCCUGCUCUCCAUCAUGGUGCUGUACGGCCACAUCUACUGCAUCGUCCGCUCCAGCCACGCUGAGAUCGCCAGUGUGCAGACCCUGGCCCUGCUCAAGACGGUCACCAUUGUGCUGGGGGCCUUCAUCAUCUGCUGGCUGCCAGCCUUCAUCAUCCUCCUGCUGGACACCUCAUGUGCCAUCAAGGCCUGCCCCGUCCUCUACAAGGCGGACUAUUUCUUCAGCUUCGCUGCCCUCAACUCCGCCAUCAACCCCGUGAUCUACACGCUGCGCAGCAAGGACAUGCGCCAGGAGUUCCUGCGGGUGCUAUGCUGCGGGGGGGGGGUAAGGCGCGGCAAGCCAGCCAGGCGCUGCAAGGUGCCCCUCCGCAGCUCCAGCUCCCUGGAGCACUGCACCCAGAGGCAAGACCUGCCCACCUCGCCCAUCCUGCGGGAAUGCACCACCUCGGUGUGAGGCGCCGCAGGGCCAGCGGGUGCUGAUUGGUACGAAGGGAGCCGGCCCGGAGCCGGCUCUCCCACGGGCAGCGGGAGGCUGCAGAGCAUGACUCUGCUGGGGCAAGGAGGGCAGUGACUCUCCAGUUACUGACAAUCUGGCUUGCGUGAUGCCGUCUUCCUGCGCGCCACCUACUCCUGCCGGGAUCCUGCCUGCCCCCAGCACGGCCUCACCCAAGCCGCACGCCCACAUUCACCCGGCACGAGCCCGGGGGCUGGGCGGAGGCUGCCUGGGUCCAUGCCUGCUGGCCCAGGGGCCUUCCGGCAGAUGCCCCGCUCUGCUGGGAGCUCAGCUCUUCCCUGAUCUGCCUCUGGGGAGGAAGCCCUGGGGCGGCAGGAGGGGGCUGGCAGUGAGAGGUUUGCUGCCCUGAGCCCGGCCCAGGGGGUGCGAAGGGGGGAGUCUGUGCAGAGGCAGGACCAAAGCCUCACUGCGCAUAUUUUCCCUGGCCAGCUGGUAGCAUCGGGGCAGCAGGUGCCCCUGGCAUGGCGCCCAGCCCCGUGUGGCAAGCAGUCGCUGUCAUGGGCAGGAUGAACUGGGGUUCUGCUCCAGUGCUGCCCCUCGAUGCUCCUCUCCCCCAUGAGACGUGCAACUGAAACCCACUGGGGCGGCCUCGCCAGCUGACCUGGGGUGGGAUGGGCUCUUGCAGGGGCCAGGGGCACUGCUGGGCUGUCUAUCGGCCCCUCCCCAUCUGUCUCUUCCCCUCCCUGCAAUCUGUGGGCCUUUCCGUCCCGGGCUGCCUCUCUGUCCCUCUGUCCAGCCCAGACCUCGCUUCGACAACAGGAUCUGUUCGCUGGUUGUCUUCAGGUCUGUGUAGCUGUCUGUCCGUCUUUACAGUACUUAGCCGUCCGCCUGCCCAUCUGUUUGGGGUCCCCUAGGGCCCCGCUCGCCGCAGCCUCGGAGCACCUGGACCCCAGCUGCAGUCAGAACAGGCUGGGCGGGGAGUGGGGCAAGAACCCUCCAGGCCCACGCCUGGUUAGAGCAAGUGUGUGUGUGUGUGUGUGGUGGGGGGGUGCAGUUUGGGUGUGUGGCUCUCACGUGCCCCCCGCUAGGCCUGGCCCAGGACAGGUCUCUGCUCCGCCUGGCGCUGGUAGCUCAGGGGCUCAGGCCUCUCCUGGCUUGAGGCUUCGCUGGGUGCCUUUGGCGGGGGCCGGGGGGAGGGCCCCUGGGCGGCGGGCAUGUCCCCGGCCUGACUGGGAGAAUGAAUCACAGCCUGACGUGCAGCAACGUGCGUGUCUGUGAGGCACGAGGGUGUGGGGUGGCUUUGUGAAUGAGAACGGAAAGCGGGCGUGGGAACGUCAGCCCUACCCAGCACAUGGGGGGGGUGUGUUUAAGGUUUUGUUUUUAAAAUAACCCGCUGCCCCCGCUCUGUCCCGGGCACAGCCUGCGCUCCGGACGUGGUGCCGGCAGGGAGUUGGCCAGUGGGUCUGUGGUGUGCGUCCUUGUGUCCCGGCGUGUCCCCAGGGCCGCUGGAACCAUUUGUGCAGUGGGGGGCUGAGAGCCAGUGAAGUGAUUGAAACCACCGCAAACCAGGGGUUGCGCCCCCCCCAUUUCAGCACCUCUGCCUUCCACUUUCACACCUGUCUGUCCGCUUCUCUGGCUUCGGGGUGCUCUGGCUGAGGGGGAGGCCCAGUGUCACGUGAGCGCAGGGUCGGGACCUGGUUCUUUAGUGCACACGCAGCGCUGUUGGGGCAGGGGGCAGAGAGGACGCACCCCAUCCCUGCAAACACUACAGGAGACCCCAGGUCUGAGCCACCUCUGUACAAAUAGCCCUUGAUGACAAUGGGAUUAAAAGGUUGCUUCUGUAGUG